CCACCCUACACGGGCCAUUUUGGAGCUACGUUCUGUCCAUUCUAGCGCGGUGUUUCUGCUGUUGCGGAGCCAAAAUGGCGGAGUGUGUAGCUGCAGCUUUGGUGUAUUCCAACUGACUUGAGCGCAAGAUGGCAGCUUCAGUGGAAGACGAGUUUGAGGAUGCGCCUGAUGUAGAGCCUUUAGAGCCGACAUUAAAGAAUAUUAUAGAGCAGAAAUCACUCAAAUGGAUAUUUGUUGGUGGGAAAGGUGGCGUGGGCAAGACAACAUGCAGCUGCAGUCUGGCGGUUCAGUUAGCGGCGGUGCGAGAGAGCGUCCUCAUCAUAUCCACAGAUCCAGCACACAACAUCUCCGAUGCCUUCGACCAGAAGUUCUCCAAGGUGCCCACCAAAGUCAAGGGCUACGACAACCUUUUUGCCAUGGAGAUCGACCCCAGUCUGGGUGUGGCGGAGCUCCCCGAUGAGUUCUUCGAGGAGGACAACAUGCUCAGCAUGGGGAAGAAGAUGAUGCAGGAAGCCAUGAGCGCUUUUCCCGGCAUCGACGAGGCCAUGAGCUACGCAGAGGUCAUGAGGUUAGUGAAAGGCAUGAAUUUUUCAGUGGUGGUGUUUGACACGGCCCCUACGGGACACACUCUGCGUCUGCUCAACUUCCCCACCAUCGUGGAGAGAGGACUGGGCCGCCUCAUGCAGAUCAAGAACCAGAUCAGCCCCUUCAUCUCACAGAUGUGUAACAUGUUGGGCCUGGGAGACAUGAACGCAGAUCAGCUGGCGUCUAAACUGGAAGAGACGCUCCCCGUCAUCCGCUCGGUCAGCGAGCAGUUUAAGGACCCGGAGCAGACGACGUUUAUCUGCGUGUGCAUCGCAGAGUUCCUGUCUCUGUAUGAGACGGAGCGUUUGAUUCAGGAGCUGGCCAAGUGUCGCAUCGACACGCAUAACAUUAUCGUCAACCAGCUGGUUUUCCCCGACAACGAGCGGCCCUGCAAGAUGUGUGAAGCCCGACACAAGAUUCAGUCCAAGUAUCUGGACCAGAUGGAGGAUUUAUAUGAAGAUUUCCACAUAGUGAAGUUGCCUCUGCUGCCUCACGAGGUUCGAGGAGCGGACAAGGUCAAUACUUUCUCCAAGCAGCUGCUGGAGCCCUACAGCCCGCCCAAGAAGUGACUGAAAUGAUUUCCACGGAUCAAACACACACUAUUGCAUCCCUCGUACCUGAUACAUGCAUCCCUCUGGUGUUCACAUCUCCACGCGCACCUUUAUUUCCCCCUUUCGCUGUCUCUACUCUCUCUGGUUUUCUGGUCUUGUCAUAACUGACGCCGCCAUGUUGCUCCAGUCAUCCGUUAUGAAUGUUGGCCGAGAGUUAAACGGCCUGUUUAGAAACAAAGUCUCGAUGGUUCAUGUUGCUUUGUAAUGAUGUAUUUAAGCUUAAGAAACACUCAUUCCUGAUGCGUGUUCAAGAAAGGAGAUUCAUAUUGAUAUCACCACAGGAAUGUACAUCUGGACUCUGAUUCAAUGGUUGAACAUGAGUAGUAUCGGUGUUAAUGUCUGUCACUAGUGCAGUUUUACCCGGCACAUCUGCUUUAGGAUCAGUGAAUGAUAACAUAAAGUUUUGUUGCAGAUUCUGGUCAAUAUUAUUAGACUUUAUUUUGUUUCCUGAUCUGGACUGCGUUUCCCGAAAGCAUCAUAAGUCUAAAUACAUCAUAGACCCAUUGCCACCAAUGAAGCAACGAUCAACUUAGGCUUAUGAUGCUUUCGGGAAACGCGGCCCUGGUCAGUAUUGAUGUUCAAUGAGAGGGUCCAAACAUGGGGGGAUGAUGCAUAUUUAGUGAGUUAAAGGGAUAGUUCACUGCCAAAAAAGAUAAUUGUCUUUUUUUUUUUUUUUUUUACUCACUCUCAUGUUGUUCCAAACCUUAGACAUUUAAUGCAAUUCAAAAUUGUUUCAUGCAAAACUUAUAAACAGCAUACAAGCUUGUAAAAACAAGGGUGAGUAAAUAAUGACUACAUUUUCAUUUUUGGGUGAACUAUGCCUUUAAACUUAUACUUAAUCGACUAAUAUUUGCAGUGAACCAAACUGUAAUUACUGUGUACAAACAUUGUGAUUCAAUUUAUCUAAUUUAAUUUUUGCAGUUAAAGUGAUGUAUUUAUAUAGACUUGUAAUGAUUAAGAUAAUUUCCGUUCACAUAGUCUAUAACAACAUUUAUUUGAGAGAUGUCUGUUUCUGGUUCUGGAUUGUGAAGCAUAUAUAGAUGCCUUGUUCUUCCUCUCACUUGUGUUUUCCUUAUCAUUUGGCAGUAACAUCUGCAUGCAUCAAAACACAGGAACGCACACACACACACACACCCUACAAGGAUAUCAGGAGCUUGUUUAAAUCCACUGCUACCUUUCAGCCGAGACGACUAUUACACAGUAAUAUACCGCGCUGGUUAAGUGUGUUUUCCUGCUUUUAUCAUCCUGUGGUUUCACGGCAUGAAGCAGUGGGCUCCGUAGUUCAUGAGAACCUGGGACAAGAAUUCACAAACCCGACGGUAUAUCAGACCGAAAGAUUUGGAUCUUUUAUCAGUUAUUAGUCAGUUUUGCUAAAGUUUCUUUGUUCUCUUAUAACUUGUUACUGCCUUUGCAAAGUUGGCUUCUUUUUCUAGAAGCACACCAGGUUUCAAAGCAAAUAAAACCCUUUCCUCCAUCUACUGCA
Onychostoma macrolepis is the source of this 2679-nucleotide messenger RNA. It is a transcript of the gene get3, whose product is annotated as guided entry of tail-anchored proteins factor 3, ATPase. The transcript has 7 exons. NCBI's taxonomy places the organism in Eukaryota, Metazoa, Chordata, Actinopteri, Cypriniformes, Cyprinidae. Gene Ontology annotation, cellular component: GET complex. Bases 129 to 1154 code for a protein of 341 amino acids. Gene Ontology annotation, biological process: post-translational protein targeting to endoplasmic reticulum membrane. The record is from RefSeq and is a predicted model, not a curated record. Gene Ontology annotation, molecular function: ATP hydrolysis activity; ATP binding.